AUUAUUUUGCUACGUAUAAAUAAUGUCUGAGAAUAGUCAUCUGAGUAAAGGACAAAGGUUUUACAACAUUAAAGAUGUUAAUAAUACUAUUGAAAAUCUGGAAAAGGUACUAAACUGUGAAAUUACAAGAGGUAACACAAAAAAGCUUAAUGGAAAUGAUGAUGAAUUAAAAGAGCGUUUGUACUAUGAAUAUGUAAUAUUUCAAUGUCCAAAAUCUGGAUUUCCGGACAGUAAAGUUGAAGAAAAAAAUAGAAAAAGAAAGAGAGAGUCAGCAAAGACGAACUGUCCCUUUCAAAUACAUCUGAAGCUAGCAUCAAAAAGAAAGGCCAAAGGAGAAUCACAAUACCUAUAUGUUGAGUCAUGGAGCUUCGAACAUAAACAUGAUCCAAUAGUAACCCAGUAA
Cotesia glomerata is the source of this 403-nucleotide messenger RNA. RefSeq lists its product as uncharacterized. The record is from RefSeq and is a predicted model, not a curated record. The transcript is spliced from 2 exons. Bases 23 to 403 code for a protein of 126 amino acids. Lineage: Eukaryota; Metazoa; Arthropoda; Insecta; Hymenoptera; Braconidae.